AUGAUGGAGGCACAGUCGCUGGCCGCGCUGAAUCUGCAGGCGGCCAACCCUCCUCAAUAUCCCGAAAACCCAUCAGAGACGCCGCAGGAGCCUCUGGUCCUCUACAUAUCUAGAGUCCCCGGCACUAGAGAUGUAAUACUUUCACCUUUCAGACCCCAGGUCAAAAAUGUCACGGGUGGAGAUGUUGCUAGCAGCCUCUACUAUGUUCAUCUCGAGCUCCCCACGUUGGAUAUAGCAGGUCCUGAGCCGCUGAGAGAUGAAGCACAAGGUAGAUCCAGUGAAGAUAGCUCAGCGACAAGGACCAUUGCCCGGAAGCCAGUACCUGGCACAAUUCCAUCCCUAGCUCCCGAGAUUUCGACACAGGGCGAUCAGUUACAGCUACAGCAAACUCGAAGCCACCAUGAAAAUGCCGCUCUUCGGCCGCCAGGGGAUUUUGGAAUGCCUCCCGGCUUGCAAGAGCGUGACCCUGCCCCUCCUCUCCCUCCUAGACGGCGUUUCGAAGACUCUGGGUUGGGUUACUCGGACAGCUCUUUCGAGACGAAUCCUCUUGAAACACCUCAGUUGAAUGUGCCUCCUAGGCGCAAGCCUGUUGGACCGAGACAGAUGAGCGGCGUGCCACAGGGUAGAGUCUCGAUGGACGAAACGUCACAGCGCUCAAGGGUUCAAACUAGGGGUCGGGCAGACACGACGGGAAACACCAGGCAAAGCCGCUCUUUGUCUCCGACAAAGAACACUGGGCAUUCUACGCCUCCAUUUACCUUGAGCCUGAUAAGGCGGGAUCCGGGUACUGGAGACCAGUGGAAUGUGGGAAAGAUUUCAUCAUAUGAAACCGACCCGAUGACUGCGCAAGCCCCCAUGUACCUCUCUGCAUCAGCAUCCGAACCGCACCCUCCUCAGCACCCACCAAUCGACAUACAAAUCGAAACCGCUGGGUAUGCCAAGUUCCGCGCAGGGACACAAGUCGCCCUUCCUCCCCCUCCCUCUUUAAUAGAUUUCAUGCCAGAGCCGAGAUCCGAUGGCAGCAGGACAUUCUCCAGGCAGGUGUCCAUGUCGUAUUCGAAGAGCUUUGGUUCUACUGUGCGAUCAACAUUCCACAAGUUGGAGCAAAAGGCGCGGAAGAAGGCACAGGCACAUAACCGCAACGAAAGCGAAGCAUCAGUUGCUUCACAUAGCUCCGGAGAGUACACGGCCGGCUCGCCAACGACUGCGCGCCCUGACAAAAUGAAGCCACGGGGAUACACUUUUGCGAGUCCUUGGAACGGAAAAUGCGUGUUUCGCACGGGAAAGGAUGGCCGGAGCUUGGUGUGUGAUCAUAUCCUGCACGAAGGUGAACUGGGCGGCUACAACCCGCUGGUGCCUGAUUCGAGCGCGGCCAAGGGGACUUCAACUGUAGUCAGCGAGCUGCGGUACAGCCUUCCGGGAUCUGAGUUUUUUCCUUCCAGCGAAGUACCCAAAGGCGACAUUAACCAGAAACUCGGCCAUUUCAGCAAGAUGGUCAAGUCAGCCGUGGACCGGGGCUACGGCGAUGAGGAUGAGGAUGAUUGGGUAUCGCCGUUUGAGGUGAAUGUAGGCGGCGAGAGAGCAGGAGGGGGCAACCGGGGUAAUCGAGCAAAGCUCAGCAAGCUCAUUAUAUACCACGAUGGGAUGAAGAUGCUGGAUCUGCUGGUCGCGGCCAACGUGGGGCUGUGGUGGAGGACAUGGGAGAAGAGCUAUUGA
Trichoderma gamsii is the source of this 1716-nucleotide messenger RNA. RefSeq lists its product as hypothetical. The coding region runs from base 1 to 1716 and encodes 571 amino acids. The transcript is spliced from 2 exons. The record is from RefSeq and is a predicted model, not a curated record. Lineage: Eukaryota; Fungi; Ascomycota; Sordariomycetes; Hypocreales; Hypocreaceae.